AUGAAUAAAAAUUCUACGAGUGAUGAUGGUAUCUCAGUUGAGAAUUCACCUGCUGCACAACAUCCUCAUGUUGACAAUGGACAACGUGAAAACUUAACGCAAAAUGAAUUUAAUUCAGCAAAAUGUGCCACUGCUACUAAUACAACAAAGAAGUCAUCAAUGACUCCGACACCUUUACAACUUUCGCCUUGGUCGCGACAUCGAUCUUCAAUUGCUGCAGGUGCAUUUGCUGUAUUCACAAUUAUAGCAAUAAGUAUUGGUAUAUUGACUGUUUGUUUCACUUCACCAAAAGCUACUGUUCAAAAAUGUGAGCUCAAAUUCAAACCAACGGCUCAAAAACCAGUUGAAUACAAGUAUGGCCCACGAUCUGUUGCCGCUGGUGAUUUCGACAAUGACACAUGUUUGGAUAUGGUUAUUGCCUAUCAUACAGUUAACACGAUAACUGUUUAUCUUGGCUAUGGUAAUGGCACUUUUAAAAGUCCAAUUCCAUAUUCAACUGGUUCCUACUCAAGUCCUUACAUGGUCACAGUUGGUUAUUUCAAUAGUGAUUCUCACUUGGAUAUUGCAGUAGCAAAUUUUGGCACUAAUAUUAUCGUUAUCUUUCAUGGAUUUGGCAAUGGGUCUUUCGCAAAUCAAACAGAACUUUCAACAGGCUCUUCUCGUCCAAUAGCGAUUAUCGGUGCUCAUUUCAACAAUGACUCACUACUUGAUAUUGCCAUAGCCAAUUACGGAAACCACAGUAUCAUUGCCGUAGGUGAUUUCAACAAAGACCAUCGAUUAGAUAUUGUCGUUGUAAACAAUGAUACUGGUGUCAUUGAUAUUCUUGUUGGACGUUACGAAGGCUUUCAAAAUCAAAUAAGAUAUUCAGCUGGCUUUGAUCCAACAUCUAUAGCUAUUGGUGAUGUCAACAACGACACUCGACUAGAUAUCGUUGUCGCCAAUGGGGGUAGCAAUGAUGUGGGUAUCCUUCUUGGAUAUGGAAACGGUUCUUUUGAAUAUCAAACAGGGUAUUCAGUUGGCUCUUAUCCACAAUCUGUAUCUAUUGGUGAUGUCAACAACGACACUCGACUAGAUAUCGUUGUCGCCAAUGGAUAUAGCAAUGAUGUGAGUGUCCUUCUUGGAUAUGGAAAUGGUUCUUUUGAAAAUCAAACAAAGUAUUCAGUUGGCUACAAUCCAUUCUCUGUAGCUAUUGGUGAUGUCAACAAUGACACUCGACUAGAUAUCGUUGUUGCCAAUAUGGGUAGCAAUGAUGUGAGUGUUUUUCUUGUAUAUGAAAACGGUUCUUUUGAAAAUCAAACAAAGUAUUCAGCCGGCUCUAGUCCAAUAUUUGUAUCUAUUGGUGAUGUCAACAACGACAGUCAACUAGAUAUCGUUGUCGCCAAUUCGGGUAGCGAUGAUGUGAGUGUCCUUCUUGGAUAUGGAAAUGGUUCUUUUGAAAAUCAAAAAAAGUAUUUAGCUGGCUUUUCUCCAUCAUCUGUAGCUAUUGGUGAUGUCAACAACGACACUCGACUGGAUAUCGUUGUCGCCAGUUGGUUGAGCAAUGAUGUGCGUGUCCUUCUUGGAUAUGAAAACGGUUCUUUUGAAAAUCAAACAAGGUAUUCAGCUGGCUACAAUCCAUUAUCUGCAGCUAUUGGGGAUGUCAACAACGAUAAUCGACUAGAUAUCGUUGUUGUCAAUUCGCCGAGCGAUGAUGUGGGUGUCCUGCUGCAAUAUAACAGAGGAGCGAUUACACAUGAAAUGAGCUUGGCACCUGGUGGUGGUUCUAGCUUACGAUGUGUAGUCAUUGGUGAUUUGAACAAUGACACUAAUCUGGAUAUCGUCUUAGCUAAUUACGGUACUAAUAACGUAGGUGUUCUUUCUGGAUAUGGGAAUGGUAGUUUUGAAAAUCAAAUGUUGCUCAGCACUGGCAUGAAUUCUCAUCCGAUUUCUAUCGCAGUUGGAGACUUCAAUGGUGACCGUGAAGUGGAUAUUGCUGUGGCCAAUCAUGGUACAAAGCAUGUAGAUAUGAUGCUUGGAAAUGGGCAGGGAAAAUUUGCAAUUCAAACAAGUUAUGAAAUUAGCUUUGAUACACCUCCGUUAGUUAUGGCUUCUGGUGAUUUUAAUAAUGACUCACGAUCGGAGAUCGCUGUCGCUUACGAUGGACGUGAUCAUGUAGAUAUUUUUGUUGCGUAUAAUCAUGGUUCUUUUGAAACUCAAACAAAGUAUUCAGUUGGCUCUAAUCCACGAUCUGUAGCUAUUGGUGAUGUCAACAAUGACACUCGACUAGAUAUUGUUGUCGCCAAUUUGCGUAGCGAUGAUGUGAGUGUCCUUCUUGGAUAUGGAAAUGGUUCUUUUGAAAAUCAAACAAGGUAUUCAGUUGGCUCUUCUCCACGAUCUGUAGCUAUUGGUGAUGUCAACAAUGACACUCGACUAGAUAUCGUUGUCGCCAAUGGGGAUAGCAAUGAUGUGAGUGUUCUUCUUGGAUAUGGAAACGGUUCUUUUGAAAAUCAAACAAGGUAUUCAGCUGGCUCUAAUCCACAAUCUGUAUCUAUUGGUGAUGUCAACAAUGACACUCGACUAGAUAUCGUUGUCGCCAAUUGGGGUAGCAAUGAUCACAAUCCACUUACAACAUCAACAAAAUAUCUGACUAAACCCAGUUUCCCAACAAUUCUGAGUGUUCAAAGUGCUAAGGAAUCCUUAGAAACGUUGUAUCCAUUAGCUUCAUUUGGAUUCUGA
Messenger RNA from Rotaria sordida, 2715 nucleotides. The record is from the annotation of a GenBank genome assembly. NCBI's taxonomy places the organism in Eukaryota, Metazoa, Rotifera, Eurotatoria, Philodinida, Philodinidae.